CAAACAGUACUGUCGCUGCUCCCGUGGAUGUUGACGAGGAUGAAUGUGUCGUUUUGAGAGCGACAAUGAUCUCGGUGAGUUACAUUCUGCUGUGCGGACAGUUCCUCCUGCUGCUGACCGUCAUUCUGUUACAAUGUCUGGGAGGAAUUCACUCCCACAACUCCUCCACCACCGAGACCCCUGCUUCCUCUCCGGCCCGGGGAGCCACCGGGUUCCCGUACAGCGAGCAGCCGCCCGACCUGCUGAAGUACGAGAUCCCGGUGGACACUGAGAAUGACAACGAGACGUACGAGUACAGACCCCCGUCUCCUGUGGUCCUCUGCAGCUAUCUACCUGAUGAGUUUGUCUACUGUCAGGACCCUGUGGAUCACGCAGGAAACUACAGUGCUCAGCAGGAGUUGGGCCACGGCUGUGUCGGGUGGGGCGGCCAGACUCAGAAAGAAGUGAACCUCACUCGUGUGAUAUGCACGGCACUCGAUGAUAUAGAGUGUGCCGGAUCCAGAGAGUUCCUCAGAGGAGGAGUGCCCUGCAUCAAAUACACUGGACACUACUUCAUCACCACGCUGCUGUACUCCUUCUUCCUGGGUUGUUUCGGGGUGGAUCGCUUCUGCCUGGGUCACACCGGCACCGCUGUGGGGAAGCUGCUCACCCUGGGAGGCCUGGGGAUCUGGUGGUUUGUGGACUUGAUCCUGCUCAUCACCGGCGGCCUGAUGCCCAGUGAUUACAGCAACUGGUGCACAUACUACUGACAACAAAAGAAAUGUUUGACCAAGGACUCAGACCAUCUCCCGGUUCGAUAACUUUAUUAUUGAGUCUGAGGACCUGCUGAGUAGUCUGGGGAAAAAUGAUUUCAUUCAAAUUGAAUUCACUUGAAAUUUACGACCUUGAAAAGAAAAGACCUCAGAAUGACUCUCUCCAGGCUGACGGUGAUUUCAGUCCAUUCUUUUUAGUACUAAAUCGUAAACUAAGGUCACCUUGAUGCCGUCUUGGUUCAUUUAGCCUGAGCCGCAGAAAAAAGUGAUUUAUCAUCGCCUUUUAGUUCUGAUCUGUUUGGUUUCUUCACAUUGAUUUAUUACAAACAAACCUGCAUAUCAACAGGAAGUCACAUGGUCUGACAGAUAGCUUAUUGAUUGGACAGUUUUGGCAUGUGUCAUCCUGCAUCAUCAGUGCUGCAGUGACCCACAUGGAAAAUUGAAUUGAAAAAAAAACAUGACGGCACAGCUUAUGUCUGUACUUCCUGUGUGGCUGCUGUGAUUCAUUCUGUGAUUCAUGAUGAGGACACAAGCAGAGUUCACCUUCUUACAUUAAUGUAUACGCUGCUCAUGAGAAUGCUUUCUGGACAGUUCAAGGUCUAUAAAACUGCUAAAUUAAAAUUGUGUUUAAUGUUUUGAUCAAUGCAAAAAUAUCUGCAUUUAUAAAAUCAUUAAACCACAAAAUAACUGCACACACUGUAAAGUCUGCAUCACAGAGCCCCUGCUUAGGUGUGACUCAUUAUAAGUAGUUUGAAAGAUUGUUUGGACUCAGCUGGACUCUGGGUGACUGGUGCGGUACAGAGGCAAGACGACCAACCAGAGGACUUUGUGAUAGUAGACGCAGUGUCAGAGGUUUUUGAAGUGGGAGGAGGACUACCCCACAGUUUCAGGGGAGGCUCUGGGAAUGGAAGUAAUCUGGUUAAAGAGAAAGCUGAAUGUUUUUUUUAUGUUUCUUUUCAAUAACCUGUCAAUCAUGUUUACUUCUCUUGGUUUAUUUUGUAUUUAACGAGAAUUGUUUUUCCUAGAUUGAGUGUUGACCUGACCUACAAUCUCUCAGAACGUUUUUACGGCAGAUAGUUAAGCACGUCCUGCUCUGACUUCCACAUCCUGAAGAGUUUUGGGUUUGAUGAAUUAUAAAAAAACACAAUUUUGUCUUGAUAAACGUCUCAUUCUGCAAAGUUCACAUAACUUAGCUGACAGCGUCUGAUAAUUUUCAGGAUUAUGCAUGUCAACCGAAAAUCCUCCUCUCCAGUUGAACUUGGAGCAGUGAUUUUAGAACCAUUCUACAGCCUGAGGGCAACAUCCUACACGACUCAUUAUCCGUGCUUUCCUCCUCCUUUCCCAAGUAGCCAGGCUUUGGCUCUUCACGGUCUUCUGCUGCUGGAGGCGAUCACAUUUUUGUACUUCUCUGUUGCUCUCUUGCCUUCAACUGUAUUUAGACUGAUUAACUUUUCAGCCUCGAGCAAGUGAGAACGCAGAACUAUAGAUGGAUGGUGAUCACAUAACUGAGGUGGUGAUUUAGUAGUUUUGAGACGUGGAAAGCAGAAUCUUCCUCUAUCGAAAAAACAGAAACCUUACCUCUGAGCUGUGUGGGCGCACUUCUCUCCUUAGCAUUCAGGAGUUGAGCUUGGCCCUGUCCAAAUGUCUGAAACUUAAACAAAUUCAGAUUUUCAUUAGCUUUAUCCAGCUAAGCUCAGGUCUUGCGUUAAAUAUUAAAAUCCUCACCUAUUAUCCUGCUUCGUUAUAUUUCUCGUUUUACCCCAAAUGGAAGGUUUAUGUGCUCUUUUCAUAUAUCGAGCAGGUUUCAUUACCCAAGGAUCCAUAAAAACCUUUUGAGGUGUCGUCAUAAAAGGUUGAAGAAGACAUGAUCGUCAACGUGUCGACCGCUGUCAUCCUGCAGCAGCAAUAUGCUUUUAGCAGGCAAUAUAUUUUCAGGCGACUAAACAUCUUUGGGAGAGGGGGAGCAGUAAAUCACAGCUUCCAUAUUGCAAUUUUCCAUUUAAUUCACAAAGUGUUAAUGCAAGCUAAAAAAAAUAUAGUUUAUAGUUAUAGAGUCUUUCCAUUUCCGAGGUCCUGUCUUCAAUCUGAAUGUAAUGUUUUCUUUGUUCAAUCCAAACCCAGAUCCGCAGAGUCUCACUGCAUUUCUAUAAAACAUGGUGUGUGGUGAAACCUUAAUGUUGUGGAAGCUCUGCUUUGUAAAAUACUGUAUAUAAUAUCGACCUGCCCAGCAGAAGCUUGGUUUUAUAUUCUUUAACUUUAAUCCACUGUACUAUUUAAUGCUGUACUCGCUCAUCCCUACUAUUUAUUAUUGCCUUAUGUUUUUUGUGUUGAGGCGUACAUGUUCCUGGGAGCAGAGUUUUUUUUUCCUUUGGUAAAUUUGUGUAAUUUUUUUCAACUUCUGCCAAAAUAAAAACAAGCUAAAAAGA
This is a messenger RNA of Limanda limanda (common dab), 3178 nucleotides long. RefSeq names its product TM2 domain containing 2 (gene tm2d2). The transcript is spliced from 4 exons. The record is from RefSeq and is a predicted model, not a curated record. Bases 66 to 749 code for a protein of 227 amino acids. NCBI's taxonomy places the organism in Eukaryota, Metazoa, Chordata, Actinopteri, Pleuronectiformes, Pleuronectidae.